This is a messenger RNA of Maudiozyma barnettii, 2304 nucleotides long. It is a transcript of the gene CBK1, whose product is annotated as serine/threonine protein kinase CBK1. Gene Ontology annotation, biological process: peptidyl-threonine phosphorylation; actomyosin structure organization. Bases 1 to 2304 code for a protein of 767 amino acids. NCBI's taxonomy places the organism in Eukaryota, Fungi, Ascomycota, Saccharomycetes, Saccharomycetales, Saccharomycetaceae. Gene Ontology annotation, molecular function: protein serine/threonine kinase activity; ATP binding. The record is from RefSeq and is a predicted model, not a curated record. Gene Ontology annotation, cellular component: cytoskeleton; cytoplasm. The transcript has a single exon.
AUGUUUAAUAAUAAUAAUGGUUUUGGCUCCCAAGGGAGUAAUUUUCAACAGCAGCAAAUGAAUUACCAACAACAAAACCAAAUGCAAAAUAUGGAUCAAAAUCAACAAAUGCCAAGACCACCUGCAGCUAAUUUUAGUAAUAAUUACAUGAGACAGCAAGGCUCGCAUCAAUCCUUACAAGAUGAUAUAGACAGACAAAACAGUAAUAAUAUUAAUAAUAAUAAUAAUAAUAAUAACCUGAUGCAUAACGGAGGGUUCACUGAUGUUCCUUCGUUGAAUUUCCCAUCUACACCAACACAUCAAAACAAUUACGUGAUACCGAACCAAAUUACAAAUACACCACCACCUGCCAUGGCUAAUCUCUACAAACAUAACAACAAUUCAAAUAGUAUGGUACAAAAUAACGGAGGUAGUAAUGGUAGCAUAAGCAAUAUGAACCAAUACAAUUCCAAUAUAAAUAAUAAUGUUAAUAAUGGUGUUAUUAUGGAUCAGCCGGCAGCUCCAUUCUCUCCAAGUGUUUAUUCAAAUGAUUCUGAUUAUGGACAACCAAACUUACAAAGCAAUACAAGUAUUCAUAGUAAUCAAUAUCAACAACAACCACAAUUCUUAUAUAAUGAAGAACAUUCUCAUUCGCAAUCACCUCAACAAAAUAGUCCUGUCAGAAGUGUGAAAAAUAUACCAGUUCAACAGCAACAAAUACAACCCCAGCAAAUUCAGCAGCAACAGCAAAUGCAACAACAACAGCAAAUGCAACAACAAGGUCAAUAUAAUGAAAAACAGGGGCAACCUAACGGAAACUACAUGUAUUUUGAAAGACGACCCGAUUUACUAUCUAAAUCUACUCAAGAUAAAGCAGCAGCUGUUAAAUUAAAAAUUGAGAAUUUCUAUCAAUCUUCUGUCAAAUAUGCCAUUGAACGUAAUGAGAGACGUGUCGAACUUGAAGCUGGUUUAAAUUCCCAUGACUGGUCAGAAGAGAGAAAGAACAGACAACUAACAUCUCUAGGGAAGAAAGAAUCUCAAUUUUUAAGAUUAAGGAGAACCAGAUUAUCUCUAGAAGAUUUUCAGACUGUCAAAGUUAUUGGUAAAGGUGCAUUUGGUGAAGUUCGUCUUGUGCAGAAGCGGGAUACGGGUAAGAUAUAUGCCAUGAAAACACUUUUAAAAUCUGAGAUGUACAAAAAGGAUCAAUUGGCUCAUGUAAAGGCAGAAAGAGACGUUCUUGCUGGUACAGAUUCUCCAUGGAUUGUUUCGCUAUACUAUUCUUUCCAGGAUCCUCAAUAUUUAUAUCUGAUCAUGGAAUUUUUACCAGGUGGUGAUUUAAUGACUAUGUUAAUCAGAUGGCAGUUAUUUACAGAAGAUGUUACCAGAUUUUAUAUGGCUGAAUGUAUUCUUGCGAUAGAAACCGUUCAUAAGCUGGGGUUCAUCCAUAGAGAUAUCAAGCCUGAUAAUAUUUUGAUUGAUAUUAGAGGACAUAUUAAACUUUCUGAUUUUGGUUUAUCAACUGGUUUUCAUAAGACUCAUGACUCUAACUAUUACAAGAAAUUGUUACAACAAGAUGAAACAAAACCACAAGGCGCGGGUGCUUCCACUGGUUUAACUAAACCUGGGCAACCUGGUGAAAACAAUGGAGCAGAUAACAAGAGUAAUAGGCAAACAAUGGUUGUUGAUUCUAUCAACUUGACCAUGUCUAGCAGACAACAAAUCCAAACGUGGCGUAAAUCGAGACGUUUGAUGGCAUACUCAACUGUUGGGACGCCUGAUUAUAUUGCACCUGAAAUUUUCUUAUACCAAGGUUAUGGACAGGAGUGUGAUUGGUGGUCGUUGGGUACUAUCAUGUAUGAAUGUUUAAUUGGGUGGCCACCGUUCUGUUCUGAGACACCUCAGGAGACAUAUCGUAAGAUUAUGAAUUUUGAACAAACGUUACAAUUUCCUGAUGAUAUUCAUAUCUCUUAUGAAGCUGAGGAUUUGAUUCGUCGUUUAUUAACACAUGCAGAUCAAAGACUAGGUAGACAUGGUGGUGCAGAUGAGAUCAAAAGUCAUCCAUUCUUCCGUGGUGUUGAUUGGAAUUCAAUUAGACAAGUUGAAGCACCAUACAUUCCAAAAUUGAGUUCUAUUACAGACACUAGAUUCUUCCCAACAGAUGAAUUAGAAAAUGUACCAGAUUCACCAGCAAUGGCUCAAGCUGCGUUACAAAGGGAACAAAUGAUGAAACAAGGUAAUAAUAAUGCUCCAAUUAAGGAGGACUUACCAUUUAUUGGGUACACCUAUUCUAGAUUUGAUUACUUAACAAGAAAAAAUGCUCUUUAA